CCGUGUCAAGGCCAGCGUAUCCGAUUUUCAUUCUGCGAGCCGGAUAUAAGCCAACUCAGAGCCUGUACCUGCUCUCGCUCGCCUUCAACUUUCUUCGCAAGCUUUGCAGCUCCAAUACGGAUUUCCGAUGAAGAAGCUUGCCGUCAUUGCCGUGCUUGGCACAAUAGCAUCGCUGGCAACCGUAUGCCUCGGUGCCCUCGCCGAAGAUUCCGAGAGAGCUCCAACCGAGCCCGCUUUCGUGCGCCUUGAGCCCCGCGAUAUUGUCACAAUGGCCAACAGCUUGAUGCAGACCUUAAUGGACGCCGUCCAUCGCGUGAAUUCCUUCACCACCGCCGUAUCCCUCUGGGGUACGGUCGGUGGAAUCAUACGUGAGCUACUGAACCAGGGGCAGCCGCUCCCGAUCGAUCAGAUCGUACAGGCUUCCAACGGCCCGCUGUCCAUCAACAGUUUUCUUGGGGUUCUGCCGUACUUUAUUCCGGUUCUCUCCAUCAUCGGAAUGUUUGCCUUGGCCAUGCUCACCCACACGUCAGAUCAAAUGCGCCUGGCGUAUCACACUGUCUAUCAGAUCCCAAACGAUGUCAACAACUUUGUUGCCUCGGCAUUGAACGGUCUGAGCAGCUCGGUUGGCAUUCUGACGACCGCCAUCGGUACUGCCAUCGAUCAUAUGGCUAGUGUCGAUCUACCGAGUGCCAUCAGUGGGUUUUUGCAAGUCGUUCAAAUCCCACAAAUCAUCGCGCUGAUGAAAUUAGUCAACCCCACCGCGACUGCCAUCACCGCGAACGCCACUCUGGCAAACUCCAAAGUCAGCGUCUUUCAAUCCAACAUGAACACUCUCUCGUCCGGUGUCUAUUACUACAGCGGAGGUCAAGCACCAAACGUCAGCAACAUAAUGAAUCUGAUCCAGAGCAUCAACCAGAUCCUGGGCAACAUGCCCGACUUUGUCCAGCAAACGUCGCAGCUCCAAAACCUACCGGACUUGAACGCCACCGCGACACAAAUCAACGGCCAAAUCACGAGCCUACAGAAUGCGUCGUCCAAUCAAAUCGAGGGUAAUCAUGAAGAGCUGUCCAGAUCUGAAGUUUGCGUCGGCUCCGACUAUGGCUCCAAACGAUAUCGGUCUCGGUAUUUUGGUGCCAUGAUUGCGACCUGCGGGACCGAUGUCAUCUCUAGGGCCAACGUUCCGAAUGUGUCAGGGUUCCUCCCAAGCCCCUCGACUUACUUCAAGUGGAUCAACCUUGGGGCCAUCAUUGUUGGCUUGUUUGGUCUCAUCUUCUUCCUGGCCGCGCUUUUAUUUGGAUACGCUUGCGACACGGCCUUCGGUAACGGUGGACAGAACCUACAAAGCGCCCUCACAACCGUCCAUAUCGGCAUUCCAAUCAGCCCGGUUGUAGCUCUUACUGCUGUCAACCAAUGCGCGCAAGGCAUAGACAUGCUGCACGUCAUCCAAAACACCGGUCUCCUCCCCGCAUCGAUCGCAAAUCAAACCAAUAUCCCAGCACAAGUGAACUCAACACUGCAGCAAUUCAACAUCUCGAGCCUUUUACAAAACGUCGACACCAGUGCUUUGAGCAACGCUGCCACAGUGCCCAACUCGGUUCGGCAGCUGACUUUCAACACAAGCUCCAUUCCGCUCAGUCAAAUACAAUAUCUCCAAACAGCCGUCGGAUGGAUCGAUGGCAACUUGACCAAUGUCAUCGCCGGCCUGAAUGUUCUCAUCAGUUCCUCCACGACUCAGAAUCUCACGUACUCACCCCCGAGCGUCUCUGCAUCAGAGAAGAGUGCCGCGCUGGCCGACUUUCAGUCCCGCUGUACUUCCAUACGACAGCAAGUAAGCCAGCAGCAGAACGGUCCACAGAUCGCCACCUCGGCCCAGCUUCUUGGCUCAGUGACCAACAUGGAAAAUGGCAUUACAGCUCUGUUGGCCAUCAAGCAGAACCUUGUGUCCUUGGUCGAUGCGCUCGGCCCUCAGCUGGCCGGCUCGAACUUUACCAGCUUGCUGACGAGCGAGCUGAAUCAGGCAGCCAUUCCAAACAUGCUUUCGACUGUGAUGUCGGGUGCACAAACCGCACAGGCCGUGCUCACGACGGCGCUCAGCUGCCAGACAUUGGGAGCCGACAUUCUGUCCAUUGAGUCCCAAAUCUGCAUGGGCGUCCAAGGAGGACUCGAUGGUAUUUGGUUUGGAUUCUUUGUGCUGGUGAUCACAGGCGUCACCACAACCUCGAUCUUUCUGCAAAUGAGCAAGCAAGUGGCCCAGAAAUGGCGCCGUGUAACCGAUGAAGAGGCCAGAGACCCAGAGAAGAAAUGAGAAGGAAUCAGGUCCUUCAUAUCUAUUGCCCGGUAUCGGCGCUGCCGCAACGCUCAGCGGCGGCACUGGGAGCAGUCAAUCCUUCGCCUGCCAUUGUCAUGCAUUAUCAGUCGAAUCACACAUCAACACCCCGGACCAUGCGGCACAGUCUUUGUCGGACAGCUCAUGACGUUUGGCAGCCUGGAUACGUCGCCCUUGAGCGAGUUGCCAGGCAGCCACCUGAGCAUUGCCGGCCAGAUCACAGCCGUGGCGAUAAGCGUGCAGGCAUAGUUCAGCUAGUGUUAUUCGCAUCAGAGCCAACACGAAUCUUGUUGUCGAAAUCAGUUUGACGAAUUGAAUUGUUGAUUA
Molecule: messenger RNA, 2653 nt
Organism: Polychytrium aggregatum
Lineage: Eukaryota; Fungi; Chytridiomycota; Chytridiomycetes; Polychytriales
Exons: 11
Coding region: 128-2305 (725 amino acids)
Source: RefSeq, a predicted model, not a curated record